CCACACCCUCUCCUCUACCAUGCCAUUAAAGCUCAUUCAGUGCCACUUUCUUUCUUUCUUUCUUUCUCUCCCUAAUAGAUGCAGCUUUAAAUGCGCACACACCCCUUAAAACAAAUUUAAACUUCCUAUAACGUUCCUCAAACAUCCACUUCCCCUCUUCAGAUCGGACCAGACUUCUCUCUUCUUGUCUGGUUCAACUCUUCACUUCAUGGGCUGCUCCCCUUCAAGAAUUGACCAGCUCCCUGCAGUAUCUCUAUGCCAUGACCGCUGUAAGUUCCUUGAAGAAGCUCUCUACCAAAGCUAUGCCCUCGCUGAUGCCCAUGUUGCUUAUAUGCACUCCCUCAAGUCCCUUGGCCCUACCCUUCGCCGUUUCUUUGAUCAAACCCUCAUCAAUGAUCAGUCAGAUUCUCAAUCUAACGGCGAUCCUGAAACUGUUGCUAAACUCAGUAAACCCUCUUCACCUGAUAAUUGUCCCUCAAGCUCAACAAACUCGGAGACUUCUCACAUUGAUUUUCCUUCUGAUUUAGAAGAUGAAGAAUUUAGAGACAACAAAGAUUUUGAUUCACUUCAUACAAUCCAACAAAAUCAGUUUAACUCAUAUUCUUAUGAUCAUCAUGACUAUAAUGGGUACGAUUACCCAGCAUGGAAAACUCCUCCACCUCCGGCUUCAAGUAGUUCAGCCUGGGAUUUCUUGAAUUUCUUUGAAACAUACGAGAGAUAUGAAUUACCAGCCAAAGAUAAGGAAUUUGUGAGAGAAAUUCGUAGAGAAGAUAAAAGUGGUAAAAGUCGAGAAGAAGAUAAAAGGGGUGUGAGAUUGAAAGCAGAGAAAGGUAAUGGUGUGAAACGGAACAAGGUUGAUGUGGUAGAAGAAAAGAAGGUUGAAUCUGUGAAAGAGGAGAGUAAAGAUUUGGGUCAGCAGGCUAAAAAUCAAAGUGUCUUGGAGAUCAUUAAGGAAGUAGAGGUCUUGUUUGACAGAGCUGCAGAGUCAGGAAAUGAAGUUUUAAAGAUACUUGAUGCAGGGAAAUUCAGAUAUUAUUCCAAGAAUUCUAUCUACAAAGGAGUUUCUUCCAAGACAUUGCAAACUGUUAGUCCAUCUUUUUUGGAGAAGAAUGGUUCUGUUCAUGGGGGUUUUGGUGAGGAUUUGGGUAUAUUUUCAGUGAAUCUGUCUUCAACUCUUAGGAAGCUGUGCUUGUGGGAGAAGAAACUCUAUGAUGAAGUCAAGGCUGAGGAAAAAUUGCGGAUCAUUCAUGCGAAGAACUGUAGGCAGAUGAACAAUUUGGACGAGAAAGGUGCUGACGCCAAUAAAGUUAACUCCACUCGAUCUUUACUCCGGAUGCUGUCUACUAAAAUCAAAGUUGCCAUUCAAGUAAUUGACAAGAUAUCAACUACUAUCAAUAAAUUGAGGGACGAAGAGCUGUGGCCACUGAUCAGUAACUUGAUUGAAAAGUUACUCGGUAUGUGGAAAGUUAUGCUAGAAUGCCACAGAUGUCAGUCCCGGGCAGUUGUGGAAGCCAGGAGUUUGGAUGCCAUUGCAUCCGAUGUGAAGUUCAGUGAUGCUUGUCUCGAAGCAGCGAUACAACUCAAGAUUGAGCUGCAAAAUUGGAAUCUGUGCUUUUCCAAUUGGAUCAGUGCCCAAAGAGGCUAUGUCAAAGCAUUGAAUGGUUGGCUUCUGAGAUGUCUUCCAUCUGAACCUGAAGAAAUGCCAGAUGAUGUGUCACCAGUCUCCCCUGGUAGGAUAGGAGCACCUCCAGUGUUUGCGUUCUGUAACCAGUGGUCACUUGCCAUUGAUAGGGUCUCAGAGAUGGAAGUAAUUUAUGCAAUGAAUGGGUUUUUCGCUAGUGUAAAUCAAUACGGGGAACGGCAUUGUGUCUACGUACAGCAAAGACUGACUACAGACAAGGACAUGGAGAGAAAAAUGAAGAUCUUGGAGAGGGAGGGGCAGAGGUUGCAAAAGAUGAUGCAAGCUCGAGGGAAGGUGUUUCAAGCCAGUACGGCUAUGCAUCACACCAAAAUGACCAAUAAAAGCAGUCUUCAGUUGGGUCUGAAACAAAUUUUUGUAGCCAUAGAGCGGUUUUCUGCUGAUACCAUGCAUGGUUACGAGGAGCUUCAUGUGCACAUUGAACAUAGUAGACUCAGUCAAGAGAAUCCAGCAGCUCCUUAAUUCUUCACCGGUAACUAGGCAUCACAUUUGAAUUAAUUUUGUGCUGAAGCUGUUUUUGUAUUCGGUUCACCUGCAUGAAAGUUCAAGAAUUAUGCAGUGCAUUCCCUUCAUAAAGUCCACAAGGCUGAUUUGUGGAUUCAUUCUUGCCAUCCUUUGUUCAUUUCACCUCCUCAACUAUGGAUAGCUCUGAUACCAAGUGCAGUAACAAGUAGGGCAUCCUGGCUGCAGUAUUUGAGCUACAAAUGUUAUAUUUAGCGGUUCAGUUCAGCCUCCCAUGAGGCAUGAAUCCAGUGUUUGAUCGGAUGCAAGUAAUAUUGCUAGGAUUUCUUGACAUCUACUAGGGUAUGCUUGAUUGUCUUCUGUUUUUUCUCUUCCUUGUGGGACAUUUACCCUACCGUGUUUGAAACGUUGCAGCUUUAUCUCUUUUAUCAUCACCUGCAGCUUAAAUUGUAAGGGUAUCAUUCUCUGCUUUCUCACUGCUGUAAAUUUGUUUCAGACUUUAAAGUUUUUAUCUCUCAAGUACUAGAAAUUGUUCCUUUUAGCAGUACAGGCUACAGGGGAAUCAUUGUUGUAUACCUGUUUUGUGGUGAAUAAAACAUUUUUCUGAUUCAAAUAAGAA
This is a messenger RNA of Populus nigra (black poplar), 2780 nucleotides long. RefSeq names its product protein ALTERED PHOSPHATE STARVATION RESPONSE 1-like. The transcript has 4 exons. NCBI's taxonomy places the organism in Eukaryota, Viridiplantae, Streptophyta, Magnoliopsida, Malpighiales, Salicaceae. The record is from RefSeq and is a predicted model, not a curated record. The coding region runs from base 209 to 2161 and encodes 650 amino acids.